Molecule: messenger RNA, 309 nt
Organism: Ilex paraguariensis (yerba mate)
Lineage: Eukaryota; Viridiplantae; Streptophyta; Magnoliopsida; Aquifoliales; Aquifoliaceae
Source: the annotation of a GenBank genome assembly
AUGAAAGACUGGUUUAAACCCUCAAUUGACAAAAGGAAAGUGAGGAAGGUCGCGAGAUGUUCCCAUCAAAAUCUUGAAGAGGUGGAGGUGUUUGGGUAUUAUGGCCGCAAAAGUGAACUGGAACUUGUCAUAUACUUACUGGAGAAUGCGGUUGCCCUCAAGAAAAUUAUUAUUGAUCCCCAUAAUCCCUUUUUACCAGACCGCCCAAAGAAAAUUGGUCAAAUCGAGAAAGAAAAGGCCGCACGAGUUCGUGCCAAGCGGCAGUUGAAAGGUAGAGUAACAGUAGGAAUUGAAUUAGUGAUACUUUGA